This is a messenger RNA of Nanorana parkeri, 2369 nucleotides long. It is a transcript of the gene MMP24, whose product is annotated as matrix metallopeptidase 24. Gene Ontology annotation, biological process: extracellular matrix organization; proteolysis; collagen catabolic process. Gene Ontology annotation, molecular function: metalloendopeptidase activity; zinc ion binding. The coding region runs from base 136 to 1944 and encodes 602 amino acids. Gene Ontology annotation, cellular component: extracellular matrix. Lineage: Eukaryota; Metazoa; Chordata; Amphibia; Anura; Dicroglossidae. The record is from RefSeq and is a predicted model, not a curated record. The transcript is spliced from 9 exons.
UCCUGUUACUAAGGCAUCUCUGUACUAUGCGAAGCCGCCGUGUAAUGUGAGCUGGGUGUCCCUCCCCGCUAUUGUCCCGGGGAUGGGCGCCUCACCUGGCCGCCCGAUCUUCUCUAUCCACGCAGAGCCACCGUGAUGGCUGUAAUUGGCAUCAAGAGACGAAAAGCUGAUCUUCUGGGAUUUUGCAUCAAAACCUGUUUUCUGCAAUUCUUUGUGGUUUCGGUAUUUGGGGAAGAGAAGACCUUCAUUGUGGAGAGGUGGUUGAAGACAUAUGGCUAUCUGCUCCCCUACGACAUCCGAGUUUCAGCUUUACAUUCAGGAACAGCUAUGCAGUCAGCAAUUGCAACCAUGCAGCAGUUUUACCGCAUCCCAGUGACGGGUGUGCUGGACCAAACCACAAUCGAGUGGAUGAAGAAGCCUCGCUGUGGGGUUCCUGACCAUCCUCAUUUAAGCCAUAGAAGAAGGAACAAAAGAUAUGCACUAACAGGACAGAAGUGGAGACAAAAACACAUAACAUACAGCAUACACAACUAUACUCCCAAGGUGGGGGAGCUGGACACUAGGAAAGCGAUUCGUCAGGCCUUUGAUGUGUGGCAGAAGGUGACUCCGCUGACAUUUGAAGAAAUUCCGUACCAUGAAAUUAAAAACGAGCGGAAAGAUGCAGACAUUAUGAUAUUUUUCGCUUCUGGUUUUCACGGAGACAGCUCUCCAUUUGAUGGGGAGGGGGGAUUCCUAGCACAUGCCUACUUCCCUGGACCAGGAAUAGGGGGCGACACUCACUUUGAUUCGGAUGAACCCUGGACCCUCGGGAACUCCAAUCAUGACGGUAACGACCUUUUCCUCGUUGCUGUCCAUGAACUCGGUCACGCCUUGGGUUUGGAACACUCCAACGACCCCAGCGCUAUCAUGGCACCUUUCUACCAGUAUAUGGAAACGCACAACUUUAAGCUUCCACAAGAUGACUUACAGGGAAUUCAGAAGAUUUAUGGUCCCCCUGCGGAAACACUAGAGCCUACCCGACCAUUGCCAACACUUCCACCGCGCAGGAUACAGUCGACAUCCGAAAGAAAGCACGACAGGCAACCGAGACCCCGCCAACCAUCCGGAGAAAAGCCCGCCCAACCAGGCAACAGGCCGAAUAUAUGUGAUGGCAACUUUAAUACCGUGGCUCUGUUCCGAGGGGAGAUGUUUGUCUUUAAGGAUCGGUGGUUCUGGCGGCUUCGUAAUAAUAAAGUCCAGGAAGGAUACCCAAUGCAGAUUGAACAGUUCUGGAAAGGGCUGCCACCUAAAAUAGAUGCAGCGUACGAGCGAUCGGAUGGCAAAUUUGUCUUUUUCAAAGGUGACAAAUAUUGGGUGUUUAAAGAAGUGACGGCAGAGCCGGGUUAUCCACACAGCUUGGUAGAGUUGGGAAGUUGUCUCCCACGGGAGGGAAUCGACACAGCUCUGCGAUGGGAGUCAGUUGGCAAGACCUACUUCUUUAAGGGGGACCGCUACUGGCGGUACAAUGAAGAAAAGAAAACGGCCGAUCCAGGAUACCCAAAAUCUAUAACAGUUUGGAAAGGAAUCCCGGAAGCACCACAAGGUGCCUUUGUGAGCAAAGAAGGAACGUACACAUAUUUCUACAAAGGAAAGGAAUACUGGAAGUUUGAUAACCAGAAGCUCCUAGUGGAAUCGGGCUACCCGAGAUCGAUUGUUAAAGACUGGAUGGGCUGCAACCAAAAAGAAGUAGACAACAGCAAAGACCGCCACCUACCGCACGACGACGUGGAUAUCAUGGUGACAAUAAAUGACGUUCCCAGCACCGUCAACGCAAUAGCGGUGGUCAUCCCCUGUAUCUUGUCCCUGUGCAUCCUGGUCUUGGUAUAUACUAUUUUCCAGUUUAAGAACAAGGGGGUGCAACAAAACGUGACCUAUUACAAACGGCCGGUGCAGGAAUGGGUAUGACAAGAUCUGGAACGUUUCGUGCUUUCUUUUUAGUUUUCACGAGGGCUAAAAAGAUCCUGGGAUCCCAAGUCCAUUGAUCGGACUGGCAACAGACGUUUUUUUUUUUUCUUCUUCUUCUCACUGUGGAUCCCGGCUUUUCCAGUAAGGAAAGACUUCAAGGAUUACAAAGAUGGCCUUACACAAUGGAGCCUCUUUCAUUCUUACUGCCUCAUACCUUUUCUAGUGUGCCAUUUCCGGGGUUCACUUUGUGAGCACCGGCCGAACUUGCUUGGAGUUUUUUCUUCACAAAAAAAAAAUAAAUAAAAAAAAAUAAAAAAAAUAAAGAGACGGAUAGAACUGGCUGAUGACUUGUCUUAAAAACCAGCUUUCUCCAUCGAAGUCAGCUACAUUCAGACUUGUUUCUUACGACGAUUUGAGCACAAAAA